CUUUGCGCGGAAAGAUGGCGGCGCCCAGGAGGGCCUCGAGCGAGUGAACGCUAAUCUUGGAGCACCGUUUUCGGGAGAUCCGGGCGCAAAGCAGAGGUGCAGGGCAGCCUGGUCCUCGGGCGGAGGCUGCCCGAGUGGCCCGUUUGCCCGGGAGCAGCCGCAGCUUCUUCGGUGCGGAGGUGUCGGGCUCGGCUCUCCGUCCCGGGAGGGCGUAGACUGAGUCUGGGUGAUGCCUCUUUGCUGAAGCGGGUGGUCCUGGAGCUCCUGGGCGGAUCCGAGCAGAUCCUACUGUAGGAUCCGCGUCCUGGAGCAUAGGCUGCAAAGGGAGAGCGCCGGAGAUUCCCCAGGGGCCUCGGGAGAAGACCGGGUUAGCGCUACUUCGCUACAAAUUACCCACCAGGAGGGGCAAACGAGAGGACACCCCCACAGCGGAGCAGUGCCAGCAAGAGUCCCCCGGGGGAGGCAGACAAAGCGUCAAGAUGCUAGCAAGGCCAAAGCCAGGCGAGGCUGAGGAGGACCUGCUGCGCUUCCAGAGGCAGUUCCUGGCGGCUGGCACAGCCCCGGCGGUGCAGUUGGUGCACAAAGGAAGCCGGGGCCGGGGAGAUGCACUUGCUCGGGAUGUGGUGAUGCUGGACGAUCUCCCUGAUAUGCCUCCAGCUUUGGUACCUGCUCCUGCAAAGAGAGCCAGGCCCAGUGCCACGGGGCCCCCGCCUGUCCUCGAAGACCCUGAGGAGAGGCUGAACAGGCACGAUCAGCACAUCACUGCUGUCUUGACCAAGAUUAUUGAACGAGACACAAGUUCAGUGGCCGUGAAUCUGCCUGUGCCUAGCAGUGUGGCUUUCCCUCCUGUGUUCCAUCGAUCACAGGGGAGGCAGGGGAAGCCAACAACAUCUGGUAAGAGGAGCAUCUUUGCUCAGGAAAUUGCAGCCAGGAGAGCAUCUGAAGCCAUUUCGCUGACCCCAAGAGAUGCAAAUUCCACCUUGCACCCACCACAGGGUGCUGUGACCUGCGAAGAAACACCUUCAGGCGAGCAGGGCUGCCCACUUCCAGGAGGCAGCCCCAACUUCCAAGGACCCCACCUGGUCACAGGCACGGGGCUUCGGGGCCAGGAGGCUGAGCAGGAGGCCCGGACCAUCCACGAGGAGAAUGUAGCCCGGCUCCAAGCCAUGGCACCCGAGGAGAUCCUGCAGGAGCAGAAGCGCUUGCUGGCACAGCUUGAUCCCAGCCUGGUCGCCUUCCUGAGGUCUCGUAGCUGCCCCAAGGAGCAAGCAGGCGAGAAGGCCCGGGAGGAGCAGAGGCUGGAAGGAGCCUCAGCCACAGUCACUGUGGAAGAUCCUGUCAUGCCGGCUUCUGCCACGGAGCCCAGGAGAGAAGAGGAACUGCAGCCAAGCACCCCAGUUCCUGCACUGCCCGUGGCCCCCCACAAGGAGUGGCUGCACAUGGACACAGUGGAGCUAGACAAGCUGCACUGGACCCAGGACCUGCCCCCACUCCGGCGGCAGCGGACCCAGGAGCGCAUGCAGGCCCGGUUCAACCUCCAGGGAGAGCUGCUGGCCCCCGAUGCUGACCUUCCCACCCACCUGGGCCUGCAUCACCACGGGGAGGAGGCGGAGAGAGCGGGGUACUCCCUGCAGGAGCUCUUCCACCUGACGCGCAGCCAAGUGCCCCAGCAGAGAGCCCUGGCGCUGCUCGUGCUGGCCCAGGUCAUCAGCAGGGCCCAGGCCGGUGAGUUUGGGGACCGCCUGGUGGGCAGUGUCUUGCGCCUCCUUUUGGACGCUGGCUUCCUUUUCCUGCUGCGCUUCUCCCUGGAUGACCGGGUGGACGGGGUCAUCGCCGCUGCUGUUCGUGCUCUCCGGGCUCUGCUGGUGUUUCCUGGAGACGAGGAGCUCCUGGACAGUGCCUUCUCCUGGUACCACGGAGCGCUAGUGUUCCCUCUGAUGCCCAGCCAAGAGGACCAGGAUGCUGAGGAUGAGGAUGAAGAACCACCAGUGGAAAAGACAAAGAAGGCACCAGAGGAGAGUUCCCGGCCUCCAUCUGACCUGGCCCGGCACGACGUCAUCAAGGGGCUGCUGGCCACCAACCUGCUCCCCCGGCUGCGCUAUGUGCUGGAGGUGACCUGCCCAGCGCCCUCCGUGGUCCUCGACAUUCUGGCCGUGCUCAUUCGCCUGGCGCGGCAUUCUCUGGAAUCAGCCACGAGGAUCCUGGAGUGCCCUCGGUUGAUCGAGACCGUGGUGCGAGAAUUCCUGCCCACUAGCUGGGCCCCCAGGGAGGCUGGGCCUGCGCCCAGUCUCCACCAGGUGCCCUGUGCGUCUGCCAUGAAGCUUCUCCGUGUCCUGGCCGCGGCUGGCAGGAACAUCGCUGCACGGCUGCUGAGCAGUUUUGAUCUCCGGAGCCGCCUGUGCCGCUUUCUGGCUGAAGCGCCCCCGGAACUGGCCCUACCCCAGGAGGAGGCGGAAACCCUAAGCACCGAGGCCCUCCGGCUGUGGGCAGUAGCCGCCUCCUACGGUCAGGCCGGAGACCUGUACAGGGAGCUCUACCCCGUCCUGGUGCGGGUCCUGCAGGCCGUGCCACGCCAGCUCGCCUCCCCACGGCCCCCCACCAUGCAGCGCAUCGCCUCUCUGCUCACCGCCCUCACCCAGCUGACCCUGGCCUCCGGUGCCCCCGAACCCAGCAGGGAUGACACCACUGAGAGCAGCCCAUCGACUGCCCCUUCCUCACUGCCCUGGACGCAGGUGUGCGGGCUCCAGCCUCUGGUGGAGCCAUGUCUCAGACAGGCCUUGGACUCGCUGCCCAGACCUGAUGCAUGGCAUGCACUGGGCCCAGUGCCCACUGCCUGCCUGCUCUUCCUGGACGCCUAUUACCAGGCCUGGAGCCAGCAGCCCAGCAUGUGCCCUGGCGAUUGGCUUCAGGACAUAGAGCGCCUUUCGGAGGAGCUGCUGCUACCCCUGCUGUGCCAGGCCCCGCUGGGCAAUCUGUGCCAGGCCCUUCGGUGCUGCUCCCCUCUCUGCAACCCGCAGUCCUGUGCCCCGGGCCCUGAGAUGCUCCCGAGCCUCCCCUCCCUGGGCUGCGCCGGAGGCUGCCCACCCCUCAGCCUGCCGGGCUCCGCCUCACCGUUCCCGUUCCUCACGGCCCUCCUGGCCCUCUGCGGUACACUGACCCGCAUCCACAAGGGGCUGUGUGGCCAGCUGGCUGCCCUGCUGACCGCCCCCGGACUCCAGGACUACUUCCGGCAGUGUGUGGCCCCCUUGCCUGCCCCACAGCUCACCCCCUUCUCGGCAUGGGCACUGCGCCAUGAAUACCACCUACAGUACUUGGUGCUCAACCUGGCCCAGCGCGUGGCCGCAUUCCAGACGGUGCCUGCACCCAGUGCUGCCCUCCUCCACGGUCUGGCCGUGGCCCUGCUGAGCCGGCUGCUGCCCGGGAAUGAGCACCUCGCCCACGAGCUGCUGCGGAGCUGCGUGUUCCGGCCCGAGUUCCUCCCGGAAAGAGCAUCAGGCGGUCCGGAGGCGGCUGACUUCUCCGACCAGCUCUCCUUGGGGAGUGGCCGGGAACCUGGGGCUGGGCGCGGGGCCCUGCUUGCCCAGGCCUGUCAGGACCUCCCCAGCAUCCGCAGCUGCUACCUUGCCCACUGCUCUCUGGCCAGAGCCAGCCUGCUGGCCUCCCAGGCCCUCCACCGUGGACAACUGCAGCACGUGCCCAGCUUGUUACUCCCAGUGCCCAAGGAGCCGCUGCUGCCCACCGACUGGCCUUUCCUGCCCCUGCUUCACCUCUACCACCAGGCCUCAGACCCCCGCCUGGGAGUCCCUCCUGCCGACACUGUGGGCACAGCCCAGCGGGCCCUGCAGUGGGUGCUCGUCCUGGAGAGCUGGCGCCCUCGAGCCCUCUGGGCCGUGCCUCCUGCCGCCCGCCUAGCACGGCUCAUGUGUGUGUUCCUGGUGGACAGUGAGCUGUUCCGGGAGGCCCCCAUACAACGCCUGGUGGCAGCCCUCGUGGCUCAGCUCUGCCGGCCUGAAGUCCUGUCAAAUCUCCACCUGGACUGCCCACUUGCUGGCCUGGCAUCUUUCCCUGACCUCUAUACCAGCUUGCUCGAGCACUUUGAGGCCGUGUCAUUUGGGGAUCACCUCUUUGGGACUCUGGUCCUCCUUCCCCUGCAGCGUCGGUUCAAUGUCGCCUUGCGCCUCGCCCUCUUUGGCGAGCACGUGGGCGCCUUGAGAGCCCUGGGCCUGCCACUGUCACAGUUGCCUGUGCCCCUGGAGAACUACACCAGCCCCCCUGAGGACAGCUUGGCCCUCCUGCAGCUCUACUUCCGAGCCCUGGUGACGGGCGCACUCCGGCCGUGCUGGUGCCCUAUACUCUACACCGUGGCCGUGGCUCAUGUCAACAGCUUCAUCUUCUCUCAGGACCCCAAGAGUUCGGAUGAGGUGAAGGCUGCCCGCAAGAGCAUGCUGCAGAAAACGAGGCUGCUGGCUGAUGAGACACCCCGGCAGCACCUUCUGCUCUACAAGUGCCCUAAUUCCACCUGCCCCAGUGGCUUUGAGCUCUAUUCGCAGCUGCCCCCCAUACGGCAGCAGUACCUUCAGAGCCUCACCUCAGAGACGGGCCAGAACGAGGUGGGACAGGCCUCCGAGAGCUGCUCAGGGUGAAGUGAUGGCCCCAGUGCCCAGGAUGCGCCCACAGACACCUUCCCAGAUGGGGCUGUGUGUCCAAGGCGACAGAACGCCCCGGAACAGAGGCUGGUCUUUCUGGCAGCAGGCUGAGCUCUGGACACCCCUGCCCCAACGUAGACCCUGAGAGCUGGGGCUCAGGUCUGGGGCCUCGGGUUUGUGCUGGGAGUGAAGGUGACACAUACUUACCUUCUCUCAGGGGAAGGGAUGGACUCAGUUCCCCUCUCUUCCCACUCGUGGCCCCAGCAGAGUAUUUCAAUAUUGUAGCUGGAUGUUGGCAUUAAAAGGAUUUUUUAUCUCCUG
Molecule: messenger RNA, 4967 nt
Organism: Sorex araneus (European shrew)
Lineage: Eukaryota; Metazoa; Chordata; Mammalia; Eulipotyphla; Soricidae
Gene: RPAP1
Product: RNA polymerase II associated protein 1
Exons: 25
Coding region: 480-4643 (1387 amino acids)
Biological process (GO): transcription by RNA polymerase II
Cellular component (GO): nucleus
Source: RefSeq, a predicted model, not a curated record